Messenger RNA from Tuber melanosporum (Perigord truffle), 2205 nucleotides. RefSeq lists its product as uncharacterized. Gene Ontology annotation, biological process: DNA-templated transcription; positive regulation of transcription by RNA polymerase II. The record is from RefSeq and is a predicted model, not a curated record. Gene Ontology annotation, molecular function: sequence-specific DNA binding; DNA-binding transcription factor activity, RNA polymerase II-specific; zinc ion binding. Bases 1 to 1947 code for a protein of 648 amino acids. The transcript is spliced from 6 exons. NCBI's taxonomy places the organism in Eukaryota, Fungi, Ascomycota, Pezizomycetes, Pezizales, Tuberaceae.
AUGAGCAACUCCGCGUCUGAUUUGAGUGCUCCACUUUUGAGAGUUAGCAGACCUGUUAGUGCCUGCUCACGAUGCAGGAGCGCCAAAGUCAAAUGUGAUGGAAAACUCCCCGCUUGCACUGCGUGCGAAAAGUCCGGAAAAGCCAACGAAUGUACCGGCGGUAGUGACCAGUUUGCUCGCGGGAAGGAGAGGAGCUAUAUUGCAUGGCUAGAGUCAAAGGUGGAGAAGCUGGAGAAGGAACUUGCUACUCUGGAGAGCCGCAAAGCUCCCUCUGGGUCGAUGGGUGGUAAUGGGGCUGGUGGUGGCGACUCCCGCUUGACGCACCCGCAGCAGGAUCUUAGAAGAGAUCGACGGAUUGCAACGCCUGGGUCGCCGCUGCCGAAUGGGGCGAGAGCUAAGACGAAAAAAAGGGAGGAGGCGAAUGAGAUUGAAGAUCUGGUUGCUGAUUUGGGAUAUAUGGCUAUCAAUGCUACGACUCGAGAUUUUUAUGGAUUUGCGAGAGAUAUGACCUUUGCAAAGGUCGUGCUAAAGGCGUCAACCGCUUCGAAGGCUCUCGAGUCAAAGCCUCGGGCGAGACUUCCUCCACGUCACACCGCGACACAAUUGAUACAGCACUACUUCGACAGGAUAUUCACCACACUUCCGUGUCUGAACGAGGCUAGUUUCUUCGGCGCUGUGGACUCGGUGUAUCGCGAUGAAUCGACGUGCUCUCCCUACGAUAUUUACACGGUUUACAUGGUGCUUGCUAUCGGGACGAUGUCACUGUCAAAAAGCAGGGACUCCCCGGCAGCACAUAAUGCGGCGUGCUUUGUAAAAUCUGCGCUUGAGCAUGCGGAUGCCGUGAUUUCUCCUAGUGCUAUCACCGGUGUUCAGGCUGCCCUGCUCCUGGUGCAGUACUCUAUGCUAGAACCUGCGCAUUUUAAUAGUUGGUAUUUGAUUGGGAUUGCAUCACGGAUAAUGGUGGAUUUGGGGCUUCAUCAGGAGCCAACAAAAAGCCUGAGGAAGAAGUCGGCUGACAUGGACUUGAGAAGGAGAAUUUUCUAUUGUGUGUAUACUUUGGACAGGUCGAUCAGUAUGGCUCUGCAACGACCAUUUACAUUCUCGGACGACUCAGUAUUAGUCGACCUCCCAAAACUUGAGGACCCAAAGGUAGCAAAGCAGAUAAUAGUCCGGGGAACAUUAACGCCUAUGGCUGCCGCGAUACAUCUUUUUCGUCUCCGCAAACUGCAAUCAGAGUGGUAUCAAUUCCUGCACCUCUCGGGCUCGGAGCCCGUUCAAGAUUCAAUGGCCUACUUCCGCAGCAAAACUGCGAUCCUGAAGGAAUGGCUAGGCAAAAUUCCAGAGUCAAUAAACAACUCCACACGCGACUGGCUGUAUUUAGAAUGGUACUACCUAAAUGUCUACACCGCAGCACCGUGUCCCAAGAUUCCAAGACCUUGUGACGAAGCCAUAGUCCAAGUCUUCCAGAACUGCGUAAACUACGCGCUCAUGUUCCGCAGUAUCCUCCAAAACUCGAAUGUCCGUUUUGUAUACACGUACCACGACGCACUCCGAACAUAUUUUAUUGGGAACAACUUCCUCCACGCACUCUGGCGCUCGGAGGACACCAUUAUCACAAGCGCGAAUGUGACAUCAACCAUUGACGCCAUCAAAGCCAUCAUAUUCGUCCUCACUUCUAUGAUUGUGCGCUGGCAGGAGGUUGAAGCCCUAAGAGAUAAAUUCCGCGGGGAAUCGAGUUACAUGUUGGGGAACCUGGAGGCACGGCAGCAAACCCUAUUGGUGCCACCUAGGCCCCGGGUUACGAGGGAGGAGGCGGAGAGGGUGCUUAGGCAUCAACUGAGCAUUGAGUGGGGGGAGAUUGACAGCUUCAACCCGCAGCUGUAUAAUCCGUCGGGGCAUAUUGCCAUGGCGGAUUUUGGAAAUGUGGCGUUUUAUCGGUAUGCCUAAGUGCAUCACGUAGUUGGUGGUUUAGCGGGAGGGAAGACAAGUAGGAGAGGGAGGAACCACGAACAUCUGCAUGGCGUAGUAUUAGGGGUUAUUUAUUUCGAGUUGUUUUCUGUUUCUUUCAUGAUGCAACGAUUUUUACAGUAGUCUUUGAAAUCAUUUGAUUCUUGAUUUUACCUGGUGGGUUUUUUUGAAUAAAAUUUGUGUCCUUGAUUUCAAAAGGGGAACAAAAAGAAAUCACUAUCAUACUCGUGGCCCUAA